CACACUACGAAUUAGAGGAAAUAAAUACAAACAAAUUGGGCUGUGUAGCGGAAUUUAAAUUUAAACUUUAUCAGCAAAAGUGUUAAUUGGCGAACCUCUCGGCGAAAAUGAAUAUAAAUCUGCCGAAUUUCAAUGUGAAGAACCUGGUGAAGGAGGCGGGAAGCACGAUAUCACGAGUGGUGCAGCUCACGGAGGAGAAACUGGGCACCACGGAGCGCACCGAGUACGACUUGCACUUCCAGAAUCUCGCCGAGCGGGCUGAUGUGACCAAGACAUGGACGGAGAAGAUAGUGCGCGACACAGAGUCGGUGCUGAUACCCAAUCCCCAGAACCGGGUCGAAGACUUCAUCUUCGAGAAGAUCGAAAAGUCGAAGCCCAAAAGGCUGAGCAACCUAGAGCACCUGGCUCUGGACAUGAUCGAGGCUGGGGGCGAUUUCGGGCAGGAUCUACCCUAUGGUCAGGCUCUGAUCAAGGUCGGCCAGGCGGAACAGAAACUGGGCCGGUGCGAGCACGACUUUAUAGCCACCUCGGGCAUUUGCUUCACACAGCCGUUGCGCAAGUUCCUAGACGGCGAAAUGAAGACAAUUGGCAAGGAGCGCGGCAUCCUGGAGACCAAGCGCCUGGAUCUGGACGCCUGCAAGAACAGGGUGAAGAAAGCGCGCAGCAUGCUGGGUCAGCAAUCGAAAGAUGGCAUCUCGCCAGAGGCCGUCUUGGAACAGGCGGAGCGGGACUUGCGGGUGGCUCAGGCCGAGUUCGACCGGCAGGCGGAGAUUACCAAGCUGCUGCUGGACGGUAUCAGCACAUCGCAGGCAUCUCACUUGCGCCACUUGCACGCCUUCAUCCAGACGCAAGUGCGCUACUACAAACAGUGCGGCGAUGUCAUGGAGCAGCUGCAGCGUGAGCUGGCCAACUUGGGAGGCCCCACGCCAUACAUUCCGCUCGACGUGAACGAGGCCAGUGCCAGCAAGUCCAACAUAUCGUCCGGAGCCGCAGCCCGUGGUCCCGGCAACAAUCACUCUGCCAAUAUGGCUGCCACCGGCCACAAGCCCAAUCAGCCCAUGCACGUCAGCACGGAUCAGAUGCAGAGGGCACGCGUCCUUUGCUCCUACGACGCCAAGGAUCACACCGAGCUUAACUUAAGCGCAAAUGAGGUGAUCUUCGUGACGGAGUGCUCACCAAUAAACGAGGAUUACAUGUACGGAAAACAGGGUCUGUUGAAGGGUCUGGUGCCACGCGCAUUUGUUGAAAUGCUCGACGAAGAGCACGACGUCACCCUCUAAGCCCUCCAGCAAUUUGUUCAGCAAUAAUCAAUCAUUCAAUAAUCUCAAGCAAAAUUAAUGAACAAGAAAAUACUCCAAGUACGGCAAUACUCAUACGUUAAGAAAGCAGACAGGAUCGAGGGAUGGGAACGGCAAUUGGACAAUUAUAAGAUGCGGCCAAAGCGGCAUUUGGCACUAGCAAGAGAGUACAAUAAUUUAUUAGAAUAUACAUACAUAAAUAUAUACAUACAUGAGCGUGUUGGUUAGUAAAAGCAUUGUAGAUUAGCCUUCGGUGAUAAUCAAACCCAGAUCCUUGCCCAAAGAGCUACGCUACUCCGUUGCACAGAUCACGCAGUAAUCAAAUAUGCAUUCUGGCUGCCUGAAUAACCGUCAAGUUAUACAUGUAAAUUUAUGCAAUUCCGAACAUUAUGAUUGUUAAAUCUAAUCGCAUAUCUAAAGAGAAA
This is a messenger RNA of Drosophila mauritiana, 1723 nucleotides long. RefSeq names its product endophilin-B1 (gene EndoB). Gene Ontology annotation, biological process: membrane organization. Gene Ontology annotation, cellular component: cytoplasm; membrane. The record is from RefSeq and is a predicted model, not a curated record. The coding region runs from base 108 to 1280 and encodes 390 amino acids. The transcript has 6 exons. Gene Ontology annotation, molecular function: protein binding. Lineage: Eukaryota; Metazoa; Arthropoda; Insecta; Diptera; Drosophilidae.